UGAAAAGAAAACGCCAUCAGGCAAGAGAAGCGAAAGCAUUAUUUGGAAAAGAAAACGGGUUAGUUUUGUUAUAAAACGCGAUAAACUGUUAGAAUUGCUAGCAAAAAGCGAAUCUUGAAACGCGCACAUCAUGGCUGGAAGACGGGUACCGGCUAACGAGGAUUUAUCGAACGUGGAAUUCGAAACCAGUGAAGAUGUCGAGGUGCUGCCAACAUUCAAUUCUAUGGCCCUUCGCGAAGAGUUGCUGCGGGGUGUUUAUGCUUACGGAUUCGAAAAACCGUCGGCCAUUCAACAGCGAAGCAUUCUGCCGAUCGUCAAGGGACGCGAUGUAAUCGCUCAAGCUCAGUCCGGUACGGGUAAAACGGCAACUUUCUCAAUUGCAAUCUUGCAAUCGAUGGACACUACGCUGCGCGAAACGCAGGUCCUUUGCUUGUCGCCAACUCGCGAGUUGGCUGUCCAAAUUCAGAAGGUUAUUCUAGCGCUGGGAGAUUUUAUGAAUGUCCAGUGUCAUGCUUGUAUCGGUGGAACCAACCUUGGAGAGGACAUUCGCAAGCUCGAUUACGGUCAGCAUGUGGUUAGUGGAACACCCGGACGUGUGUUUGAUAUGAUCAAGCGUCGAGUUCUGCGAACGCGAUCAAUAAAAAUGCUGGUACUGGACGAAGCCGAUGAAAUGCUUAACAAAGGCUUCAAAGAACAGAUUUACGAUGUGUAUCGGUACUUGCCUCCGGCAACGCAGGUAGUACUGAUUUCUGCUACUCUACCACACGAAAUCCUUGAAAUGACGUCGAAGUUUAUGACGGAUCCCAUUCGUAUUCUGGUCAAACGUGAUGAAUUGACUCUGGAAGGCAUCAAACAGUUCUUCGUAGCAGUUGAACGAGAGGAAUGGAAAUUUGAUACGUUAUGCGAUUUGUAUGAUACACUGACCAUUACCCAGGCAGUCAUUUUCUGCAACACCAAACGUAAGGUGGACUGGUUAACGGAAAAAAUGCGAGAGGCAAACUUCACGGUCAGUUCGAUGCACGGUGACAUGCCGCAGAAGGAACGUGAUGAGAUCAUGAAAGAAUUUCGUUCCGGGCAGAGUCGCGUCCUGAUUACCACCGAUGUGUGGGCUCGCGGUAUUGACGUACAGCAGGUUUCACUGGUCAUCAACUACGAUUUGCCGAAUAACCGUGAGUUGUACAUUCACCGCAUUGGUCGAUCGGGUCGAUUCGGUCGCAAAGGUGUUGCGAUCAACUUUGUCAAAAGUGACGACAUCAGAAUUCUGCGAGACAUUGAACAGUACUACUCGACACAGAUUGACGAGAUGCCAAUGAAUGUGGCGGAUUUAAUCUAAGAUAAGAGCUGAGGAUUGUUUUAAUAUAUAUAAUAUUCAUUUUGCAUAUUGAAAACUCCAAUGAGUUUUGAAGAGUGAAAAAAUCAUUAGGCACGAACUUUCUGUUGGGAUCACACACAUAUAACUGAAUUAUACGCAUAGAUGGUAUAAAACUAUACUGCUAAUAAAUCAAAUUCUAGAA
Malaya genurostris is the source of this 1514-nucleotide messenger RNA. Its product is annotated as eukaryotic initiation factor 4A-III. Bases 131 to 1333 code for a protein of 400 amino acids. Gene Ontology annotation, molecular function: RNA helicase activity; ATP binding; mRNA binding. Lineage: Eukaryota; Metazoa; Arthropoda; Insecta; Diptera; Culicidae. The transcript has 3 exons. The record is from RefSeq and is a predicted model, not a curated record. Gene Ontology annotation, cellular component: nucleolus; catalytic step 2 spliceosome.